This is a messenger RNA of Rhinopithecus roxellana (golden snub-nosed monkey), 1357 nucleotides long. RefSeq names its product programmed cell death 10 (gene PDCD10). The record is from RefSeq and is a predicted model, not a curated record. Gene Ontology annotation, biological process: regulation of Golgi organization; positive regulation of MAP kinase activity. Bases 315 to 953 code for a protein of 212 amino acids. Lineage: Eukaryota; Metazoa; Chordata; Mammalia; Primates; Cercopithecidae. Gene Ontology annotation, molecular function: protein kinase binding. Gene Ontology annotation, cellular component: Golgi apparatus; FAR/SIP/STRIPAK complex. The transcript is spliced from 9 exons.
CGGCUGGGCAGGAUUCCGGACAACGCCUGGUUCCUCUCGGGUCCUUCCGGCGUCGCCGGAGUGAAUUGAUCCGGGAGUUGAAGAGGGCUGCAAAGGUGGGAAGUGAAGUCAGUGCCUCAGUUGCUGCUUUCUCCUCUAAAUCUUGGUCUCUUGUUUGGAAGUGACUAACAACGUUUUGGCAUGAGAAAAUCCUAAAAAGAUCAGUGUGUUUUGUGUCCAAUUCUUUUAUCAUCAAAAAAGAGAAGAAAUAAUUGCAGUGAAUGAAGAUUCCUCUGCAUUUUAGCACUGCUUUUUCAACUGUAGUUGGCUUUUGAAUGAGGAUGACAAUGGAAGAGAUGAAGAAUGAAGCUGAGACCACAUCCAUGGUUUCUAUGCCCCUCUAUGCAGUCAUGUAUCCUGUGUUCAAUGAGCUAGAACGAGUAAAUCUGUCUGCAGCCCAGACACUGAGAGCCGCUUUCAUUAAGGCUGAAAAGGAAAAUCCAGGUCUCACACAAGACAUCAUUAUGAAAAUUUUAGAGAAAAAAAGUGUAGAAGUUAACUUCACGGAGUCCCUUCUUCGUAUGGCAGCUGAUGAUGUAGAAGAGUAUAUGAUUGAGCGACCAGAGCCAGAAUUCCAAGACCUAAACGAAAAGGCACGAGCACUUAAACAAAUUCUCAGUAAGAUCCCAGAUGAGAUCAAUGACAGAGUGAGGUUUCUGCAGACAAUCAAGGAUAUAGCUAGUGCAAUAAAAGAACUUCUUGAUACAGUGAAUAAUGUCUUCAAGAAAUAUCAAUACCAGAACCGCAGGGCACUUGAACACCAAAAGAAAGAAUUUGUAAAGUACUCCAAAAGUUUCAGUGAUACUCUGAAAACGUAUUUUAAAGAUGGCAAGGCAAUAAAUGUGUUCAUAAGUGCCAACCGACUAAUUCAUCAAACCAACUUAAUACUUCAGACCUUCAAAACUGUGGCCUGAAAGUUGUAUAUGUUAAGAGAUGUACUUCUCAAUGGCAGUAUUGAACUGCCUUUAUCUGUAAAUUUUAAAGUUUGACUGUAUAAAUUAUCAGUCCCUCCUGAAGGGAUCUAAUCCAGGAUGUUGAAUGGGAUUAUUGCCAUCUUACACCAUAUUUUUGUAAAAUGUAGCUUAAUCAUAAUCUCACACUGAAGAUUUUGCAUCACUUUUGCUAUUAUCAUUCUUUUAAGAAUUAUAAGCCAAAAGAAUUUACGCCUUAAUGUGUCAUUAUAUAACAUUCCUUAAAAGAAUUGUAAAUAUUGGUGUUUGUUUCUGACAUUUUAACUUGAAAGCGAUAUGCUGCAAGAUAAUGUAUUUAACAAUAUUUGGUGGCAAAUAUUCAAUAAAUAGUUUACAUCUGUUAAACA